UAAUCUAUGAAUUAAUCCGUGUGAACAGUUGUGGCAGGUUAUGGACAGGUUUGAGAUUAUGAAAUAAAAACAAGUUUUGUAUUUGUAGUAUUAUUUAGAUAAGCGAAGUCAUUGUAACGUAUUAGUUAUUUUUUAAAACAGCGAAUGUCUCAUACUAUAGAGAAAAUUUGAAGUUUUUUUGUAAUUUCCUCAUGUAGAUGUGACUCAUACAAUUACUUUAUUACCGUUACGUAGUUUUUGUGGUACUGAAUCUUAACAAUUGAAAAUUAAAAUAAAAAUGAACAAGAAAAUGCACAAUUAUGGCACCAUGUCACCAAAUACGGAAGUGGGAUUUGAAGGAACUGAGAACGAAGAACUUAACAGGCUGUCAGAUGAAGUUGUUACUAAUAUUUAUACAAUUAAUUCUAGUUGGAAGACUUUGGACAAUGCCCUUAAGAGUUUGGGAACUCACAAAGACAGUCACAGUCAUCGAGAGAGAAUACAUACCACACAGUUGAGCACAAAUAAAACAAUAUCAGAAACCAGCAAACAUUUGCAGAAACUUAUGGCUAAAGUAAAAAAUAGUGAAAAGCAAAAGAAAUUGCAAUUUGAGAAACUGAUGGAAAAUUUUAAAGAGGCUGUAGCUAAAUAUUCUUCCAUUCAGAAGCAUGUGGCAGACAAAAUGAAGGCAAAUUUGUUGGUAGUUGCUAGUAUAGAAAGUCCUCCUGCAGAUGCCAUGGGUCAACAGCAGAAGCAAUUGCAAUUAUCUAGAGAAUUAGCUUUUGAACAAGAUAUGUAUAUAGAACGGGAGGCCAGAAUAAGGCAAAUAGAAGAAGAUGUUUUAGAUGUAAAUCAAGUAAUGAAAGACUUGAGUGUACUUGUGCAUCAACAAGGAGAGACGAUUGACACAAUUGAAAACUGUAUAGACCAUACUGUAGGAAAUGUUGAAGAAGGAAGGGAGGAAUUGAUUAAAGCAUCGAGAUACCAAAGAAAAUUUCACAAGAAGUUAUGUAUUUUAGUAAUUAUAGCUGUAGUCAUUGUUAGUGUAUUAAUUACAAUAAUAGUAGUAGAACUUAAGAAAAGUUAGUUUUCCCUUUCAUCUCUUGUUGGUCCUUAUUUAGUACAUGAAUACUUUCUAAAAGCUUUAAAGAUAUUCUAAAAUUUUUGUUGUUUAAGAAUGUAUAAAUUGCUUAUUUUAAGCAAGUAAAUGUGAGUGAUUUAAGGACAUUGACAAUACAGAGAGCAGGGCAGGUGGUGCGGGGAAAACGCUUGGUAUAUUCAUAUACAUUCGCACACUUAGCACUUGCUUGUUAUGAGUGAACACCAUUUUUUACAGAAUUAUCAUUCUUUAAUUUAAAGACAUUCUGAAAAUUUAUAGAUGUUUUAAAUGAAUGAGUAUAUUUUCAUGAAAUUGUCUCUGUCACGUCACUUUGAAAACUCCUAGCAUAUCUUAAAAUUAUGCAUUCUUCAGGAGUGCAUGUUAAUUUGUUUAUGUAAUAUCUCUUUAACUAUUCUCCUAAUGAUCAUGAAAUUUGCAAGAAUUGCUUAAAUAUAAUAUUAAUGUCUUGCUAUUUUUAAGUUUAUCGAAAUCUCUGUUAUUUUUUUAUGUGUCGACCUCCUUAAAUGAAUGUUUAUUAAUUUUUUACCAGUAUUAAGGUGCUUACAUAGUAUAAUACGAUUAAAUUGUUUUUAGUGACAUUAUAGUAACAGGUGUUAUUACUUAUAAUAAUUGUAUAUCUUAUAUUUAUUUGCUAUAAAUAAUGUAAUAAACUUUUUAUCCUU
This is a messenger RNA of Agrilus planipennis (emerald ash borer), 1761 nucleotides long. Its product is annotated as syntaxin-12. The record is from RefSeq and is a predicted model, not a curated record. Lineage: Eukaryota; Metazoa; Arthropoda; Insecta; Coleoptera; Buprestidae. The transcript is spliced from 4 exons. Gene Ontology annotation, molecular function: SNAP receptor activity; SNARE binding. Gene Ontology annotation, biological process: vesicle fusion; vesicle-mediated transport; intracellular protein transport. Gene Ontology annotation, cellular component: endomembrane system; SNARE complex; membrane. The coding region runs from base 278 to 1066 and encodes 262 amino acids.